AUGCCAACUAAACAAUCAAUGAAUGCUGAUCAUCAAAGUUCAAUAUCUACAAUUGAUCAACAAAUUCAGAAGAAAAUAAAUGAUCCACCAAACCGAAAUAAUACAGAUAUAAAUAAACACAAUAUGACUAUUAAAACAACGAGUUGGACAGAACGAAUUAAAAAUUAUUUCAUUACUAAUGAUGGUCGAAUAGCAUUAGCUGAUUUUAUUUUUACAUUAUUAUGUGUUAUUAUUCAACAUAUUAUGGGUACAUGUGAACAUUCUGUAAGUAAUGGUAGUACAGUUAUUAAAUGGUAUGUUUUUACUCCUCCAUUUGGAGCUGGCCCUCAUACAGCUGUUUACUUUUUUGUUCUUUCAUGGACAACCUUAGUUUAUUCUAUUGAACGUAUUUGGGUUUAUUUAAUAACGGAUGUACGUACAUCGAAAAAACGUGAUCUUAUUGUACAUGGAAUUAUUGUUAUUUUAUAUGUUAUUGCCUGUGGUUUUAAUAUUUGGGGUUAUAUUCUAUGUGAAAGUACAAGUCAAGUAAAUGCAUCGAAAAUAUUUGCACCAGGUGUUUGUCGAGGAGAUAGUCAGGCAUGUAUUCCACUUAUUGCUGGUAUUUUAACAUCAUUUGCAGCUGCUUGUGCAUUUUUUUCUGAACAUAUAAUUGCUUUAAUGAAAUUAUUAAGAAAUCGUCAAGAAUCGAAUAGCUCAAUAUCAAAUCGAAUUUUACUUUAA
This is a messenger RNA of Rotaria sp. Silwood2, 720 nucleotides long. The record is from the annotation of a GenBank genome assembly. Lineage: Eukaryota; Metazoa; Rotifera; Eurotatoria; Philodinida; Philodinidae.